Osmerus eperlanus (European smelt) is the source of this 5196-nucleotide messenger RNA. Its product is annotated as transient receptor potential cation channel subfamily V member 1-like. Bases 130 to 2547 code for a protein of 805 amino acids. Gene Ontology annotation, biological process: calcium ion import across plasma membrane. The record is from RefSeq and is a predicted model, not a curated record. NCBI's taxonomy places the organism in Eukaryota, Metazoa, Chordata, Actinopteri, Osmeriformes, Osmeridae. The transcript is spliced from 16 exons. Gene Ontology annotation, cellular component: plasma membrane. Gene Ontology annotation, molecular function: protein binding; calcium channel activity.
UAAGAACGCAGGGCAGCCUCACAGGAAGCUCUGCGAGGAUGUUCUGAAGAAAAGAAGAAACAGUUACUGAGUGUUGUUCAACUGAAAACCACUACUGACAAGACACAGACAUCAGUGUGAAAGUUCAGCAUGAGCUUCCCAGAAGGCCCUGGGGCGGCCCGCCCCUUCUCCCUGGAGACGGACGACAGGACCGAGGAGGAGCGCAAAGCCCAAAGCCGUCAUGGUGUCAAGGAGGACUUCAUGGGCUCUGCUCUGGCCAUGGGUGGCUCCAACAGACCCAAAGCCCCCAUGGAUACAGACUACCAGGAGGAACUGGAGGUGCAACAGCCCAAGAUCAAAUACAACCUCAACUUUUACAAGGAGAUGAAAGGAAUGAAGGCGACCGAAGAGGAGAGGAGAAACCGGUUUGAUCUGAAGAAGCUGUUUCAGGCUGCAGCCAGGGGAGAUGUCACCAUGCUGGAUGGGCUGCACGAUUACCUCACCAAAACCAUGAAAAAGCUUUCCCACUCUGAGUAUCAAUCGUACGGAAAGAAUCCCCUGCUCAAGGCUCUUCUGAAUCUUAAAGACCAAAGAAAUGACACGGUGGAAUAUCUCCUAAACAUUGCAGAGCAGAUGGGAGAUUUAAAAGAAUUCGUAAAUGCAGCAUAUACAGACAGUUAUUAUAAAGGCCAGUCUGCUCUCCAUAUCGCCAUCGAGAGGCGGAGUCUCCACUAUGUGACACUUCUGGUCAGUAAAGGAACUGACGUUCAUGCCAAAGCCUGUGGGAGGUUCUUCCAGCUACACGAUGGACCCAGCUUCUACUUUGGGGAGCUGCCGCUGUCCCUGGCUGCCUGCACCAACCAGAAGAACAUAGUAGACUUCCUAAUGGAGAACGAGUAUCAGAGGGCGAGGGUGGAGGACAGGGACUCCCUGGGUAAUACGGUGCUACAUGCGCUAGUGGUGGUGGAUGACAAAGACCAGCAGAAUACCGAGUUCAUCGUCACCAUGUAUGAUCACAUCCUCACCAACACCGCCCGUCUCUACCCCAAUUUGAAACUGGAAGACAUAGAGAACAAACAGGGAUUGACGCCCAUCAAACUAGCCGCCAAAAUGGGCAGGAUCGGGGUGUUUGAGCAUAUUUUGCAUCGUGAGUUCCAGCAUCAAGAGACCAAACACCUGUCUCGUAAGUUCACAGAGUGGGCUUACGGGCCUGUUCAUUCCUCCCUCUACGACCUGGACUCCCUGGACUCCUAUGAGAACAACUCUGUACUCAAGAUACUCGUCUACGGCAGUGACAUUCCUAAUCGUCAUAAAAUGCUCCAGAUCGAGCCCCUGAACAGGCUUCUGGAGGAAAAGUGGGAACGGUUUGCCGCACGAAUCUUCUUCUUCAACUUCCUGGUUUACGUCCUUUACGUGUCAGUCUUCACGUUCAUCUCUUACAACAGGAGGGAGGGCAAGUCCCCUUUCUACAUUCAACACACCAGGGAUGGAUACAUUUAUCUGGCGGGUCAGAUUCUGGUAGCGGUGACAUCUUUGUAUCUCUUCAUAGGAGGGAUCCUAGACUUCAAAAGAAAGCAUCCGAAUCUGCGGAGUCUGGUGAUUGAUGGAUACUGUGACAUCCUUUUUUUCCUGCAGGCUGUUCUCUACAUCAUUUCCUCAGUGCUGGAUGUCUGUGGGAGGGAAGAGUACCUUGGGUUCCUGGUGCUGUGUCUGGCUCUCAGCUGGGUCAACUUGCUGUACUUCUCCAGAGGGUGUGAACACAUGGGCAUAUACAGUGUCAUGAUCCACAAGAUGAUCAUAAGCGAUAUCAUGCGCUUUCUUUUCGUCUACAUCAUCUUCCUUUUCGGGUUUUCAGCAGCUGUGGUGACGCUACUGGUUGAGCCUUCGCCGGUCGCUAAGAACACGACCGCCGUAGGUGGCCGCAGCUUAUUCGCAGCCAACGAGGAUGAGACGUGCACGAAGGUCACGUUCGAGAGCCUCUCCUACACCACCCUGGAGCUCUUCAAGUUCACCAUCGGCAUGGGAGACCUGGAGUUCACGGAGAACUACAAGUACAAGGCGGUGUUCUACGUGCUCCUCAUCUCCUACAUUGUCCUCACCUACAUCCUGCUGUUGAACAUGCUCAUCGCCCUCAUGAGCGGCACAGUGGCCGAGAUCUCCAAAGACAGCACCAGCAUUUGGAAACUACAGAGGGCCAUCACCAUCCUAGACCUGGAGAGGAGUCUGCUCCACUGCCUGAGGAGGAGGUUCCGCUCUGGGGUGGAGAAGGACCUGAGCUCUGGGGGGGACUGGAACCCAGACUCAGAGCAGAAAAAGGACAUUCGCCGGUGUUUCAGAGUGGAGGAAGUCAACUGGGACAAAUGGAACACGAACCUGACGAUAAUCAAUGAGGAUCCGGGGAGUUGUGAUCCAGCCAGGCAACCUCCUACCAACAGCCCUCAGGAGACAACCAGGACCUGGCGAGGCAUCCUGAGGGAUCGGGUCAGUCGACGGCAGCAGCGGCCCCGGAGUCGCCAGUUCAUCCCGGAGUCCAGAGAGAUGUCCCCCCUAUCCGCCAGUCAUGUUUGAGAGGAGACACACAAGCCCUGAUCCCCCCCUCUACUGGGGCACAGGCCCCUAAUUCAUAUCCCUUUUUUUCUUUCAAGCUUGCUGCGCACAAUGCACUACUAGGCUAUUGAAACUCCCCCUUGCUUAACCCUUGUGUUAUCUUCGGGUCAUUCUGACCCAUCAGUCAUUGUGACCCACCGUCGUAUUGCGACAAAUUUACCUCAUACAAAAACAAAGUGAAGCAUUUUCUUUUAACUGUCGGGCUGUCUCAGACCCCCCACAUUGGAAUGGUUAAAAGAAAAUUAUUUUUAUUUGUUUUUGUAUUGGGUAAAAUUGGGUAAACACAACAAUGGUUCGUUAUGAACCUUUGGGUCAUGUGACCCGAAGGCAGCACGAGGGUUAACCCAAUAUGCAACAGUUCAGGGACGCAAGUUUGAUAUCAGCUUUGGCAGGGACAUCAAUAGUUAAUGAUGAUAAAUCCAUUAUAAUUGAGAAUUUAAACAAGCUUUUCUCUAUGGCUGGCCAUGCGUUCCAUCUGGCUACCCCUACCCUGGCCAACUGCCCGGCACCCUCCACAGCAACCCGCCAAAGCCCCCACCAUUUCUCCUUCACCCAAAUCCAGAUAGCUGAUGUUCUGAAAGAGCUGCAAAAUCUGGAACCCUACAAAUCAGCUGGGCUAGACAAUCUGGACCCUUUCUUUCUAAAAUGAUCUGCCGAAAUUGUUGCAUCCCCUAUUACUAGCCUGUUCAACCUCUCUUUCGUAUCGUCUGAGAUUCCCAAAGAUUGGAAAGCUGCCACGGUCAUCCCCCUCUUCAAAGUUGUUGACACUCUUGACCCAAACUGCUACAGACCUAUAUUUAUCCUACCCUGUCUUUCUAAGGUCUACGAAAGCCAUGUUAACAAACAGAUUACCAACCAUUUGGAAUCCCACCGUACCUUUACCACUAUGCAAUCUGGUUUCAGAGCUGGUCAUGGGUGCACCUCAGCCACGCUCAAGGUCCUAAACGAUAUCAUAACUGCCAUCGAUAAGAGACAUUACUGUGCAGCCGUAUUCAUCGACCUGGCCAAGGCUUUCGACUCUGUCAAUCACCACAUUCUUAUCGGCAGACUCGACAGCCUUGGUUUCUCAAAUAAUUGCCUCGCCUGGUUUACCAACUACUUCUCUGAUAGAGUUCAUUGUGUCAAAUCGGAGGGCCUGUUGUCCAGACCUCUGGCAGUCUCUAUGGGGGUGCCACAGGGUUCAGUUCUCGGGCCGACUCUUCUCUGUAUUUAUCAAUGAUGUCGCUCUUGCUGCUGGUGAUUCUCUGAUUCACCUAUAUGCAGACAACACCAUUCUAUAUACUUCUGGCCCCUCUCUGGACACUGUAUUAACUAACCUCCAGGCGAGCUUCAAUGCCAUACAACUCUCCUUCCGUGGCCUUCAACUGCUCUUAAACGUAAGUAAAACUAAAUGCAUGCUACUCAAAAGAUCACUGCCCGCACCCGCCUGCCCGUCCUCCGACUUAGAAUACGUGGACAACUAUAAAUACCUAGGUGUCUGGUUGGACUGUAAACUCUCCUUCCAGACUCACAUUAUGCAUCUCCAAUCCAAAAUCUAGAAUCGGCUUCCUAUAUCGCAACAAAGCAUCCUUCACUCAUGCUGCCAAACAUACCCUCGUUAAACUGACCAUCCUACAGAUCCUCAACUUUGGCGAUGUCAUCUAUAAAAUAGCCUCCAACACUCUACUCAACAAAUUGGAUGCAGUCUAUCACAGUGCCAUCCGUUUUGUCACCAAAGCUCCAUACACUACCCACCACUGUGACCUGUAAGCUCUCAUUGGUUGGCCCUCGCUUCAUACUCGUCGCCUAACCCACUGGCUACAGGUUAUCUAUAAAUCCCUGUUAAGUAAAACCCCGCCUUAUCUCAGUUCACUGGUCACCAUAGCAGCACCUACCCGUAGCACGCGCUCCAGCAGGUAUAUCCCACUGGUCACCCCCAAAGCCAAUUCCACAUUUGGUCGACUUUCCUUCCAGUUCUCUGCUGCCAAUGACUGAAACGAACUACAAAAGUUUCUGAAGCUGGGGACUCUUACCUCCCUCAGCAGCUUUAACCCUUGUGUUAUCUUCGGGUCAUUCUGACCCAUCAGUCAUUGUGACCCACCGUCGUAUUGCGACAGAUUUACUGCAUACAAAGACAAAGUGAAGCAUUUUCUUUUAACAGCUAGGCUGUCUCAGACCCCCCACAUUGCAAAGGUUAAAAGAAAAUUAUUUUAAUUUGUUUUUGUAUUGGGUAAAAUUGGGUAAACACAACGAUGGUUCAUUAUGAACCUUUGGGUCAUGUGACCCGAAGGCAGCACGAGGGUUAAGCACCAGCUGUCAGAGCAGCUCUCAGAUCACUGCACCUGUACAUAGCCCACCCGUAAACCGCCCAUCUAUCUACCUUAUCCCAAUAUUGUAUUUAUUUCUUUAUCUUGCUCCUUUGCACCCCAGUAUCUCUACCUGCACUUUUAUUCUCUGUGUUUAAUUGUUAUAUUGUAAUUGCUGUAAUUAUUAUGUUUUGCUUAUUCCAUGUGUAACUCUGUGUUGUAUGUGUCGUACUGCUAUGCUGUGUCUGGGCCAGGUCGCAGUUGAAAAUGAGAACUUGUUCUCAACUAGCUUACCUGGCUAAAUACAGGUGAAAUAAUUAUUAUU